Molecule: messenger RNA, 5133 nt
Organism: Plasmodium berghei ANKA
Lineage: Eukaryota; Apicomplexa; Aconoidasida; Haemosporida; Plasmodiidae
Product: conserved Plasmodium protein, unknown function
Exons: 1
Coding region: 1-5133 (1710 amino acids)
Source: RefSeq, a predicted model, not a curated record
AUGGAAAAUUUUGCUAACUCUAGUAAUAUAAACAUCGGUGAUGUAUCUUCACAGAUCCGUAAUAUACUAGGACAAAAUAUUGAAGAAGGCAAUAAAAAUAAUAAUAAAAAUGAAAAUAUUCAAUAUAAUGAAAACUGUACAUACACUACCUCCCUUGAAAAUGAAUAUUUGGUAAAACAAAAUACAGUAAAAAAUAUACCUUACAUAAGUAAAGAAAAUAUUCCAGAACCUAAUCAAAAUAUACAAAAAGAAGUUACAAUAAAAGAUACAAGUGAUGACAUACGUACACCGUACACUACUAAUUGUUUCUUAAGUAAGGAAAACAUGUCUAAAUAUUUUUCAAAUAAUGAUAACGAAUUCAAUACAAACAAAAAUUUGCAAGAUGCUGUAAAUAGAAGGAAGCAAAUUAGAGAAAUGAUUUUAUCAAAUAAUUCUUUAAAUUUAAGUUUAUCAAGUCAUAAUUUUGAACAAAUUGAUAUAAAAGAACACAUAUCAGAACAAAAUUUUACAAAUAUCCAUAAACAAAUGCUCGAUCAAUACAAUAGCACAAAUAAGGGUAACAAUAGUAGGAAUGGUGAAAAUGGAGUACGCCGUGAUUAUAAUGGAAAAAACGAUUGCACCAUCAAUAAUCAAAAUAAUAUAUAUGGAAAAAUUAAUAAUAAUAAUUAUAAUAGUAAUUUGCAUAAUAAUAAUAAUAAUGUAAAUACCGGAAAUAUUGGAAUACCUUUACAUAAAUUAGUUUCAAAUGAUAAUGGAAAUGAAAACGAUAUUGAUUACAAAACAUUUCUAACUUUGGAUAGUAACCAAACUAUUUUUAAAGCAAAGCCCCUUAAAGUUCCAGAUAUUUCUUUUUUACACAGUAAUAGUAAAAGUUAUAGUGGAAACAGCUUUAAUAACCCAUAUGAAAGCGAAAGGCAAAUAGAAUACAACGCAGAGAGUAAUAGUAACAAUGAUAAUAAUUAUAAUUUUACAAGAAAUAAAAUUCUUUAUGAAAAAUUAGAUGGAUUAUCCUUUUAUUGUGAUGAUGAUGAUAAUAAAAUAAUUUCCACAUCAAGACGAAAUUACCAAAGUAGUACGCUCCAAAAGUUAACAGGUAUAUUCAACUAUAACAAUAAUAGUAUUGUAGAUAAAAGUGCUUUAGAUAGAAGUAUGAGUCAUUUUGAUUUAAGGAGAGAAAAACAAAAUGACAUAGUUAAAAAUUAUAUAAAAAUUAAUAAGGUAAGAAAUGGAAAUAUCAGAAAUGAAGAUAAUGGAACUAAUAAUAUUUUUAAUAAUUGUAUCCAUAAAGACGAAAAUAGAAAAAUGCAUGUACAUGGAGAGAACGAUUUAAAUAAUGCAGAUAUGCAUAGAAACGCUUUCGAUCACGAUUAUAAUAAGAAUUAUGACACAAUGUACAAUAUUAGAAGAAGUACAAACAUAAUAGAUAAUCUUGUACAUAAUAGAUUAGUAUAUAACAAUAAUCAUAUUUUUAAUAAUAAUGAAAAUAUAAAUAUUUUAAACAAAAUUAGUAACCCAAAUAGUGUAUACCCCAUCGACUUUAGAAGCAACAAUACACAUGAUGGUAUAUGCAAUAAUAUAGGCAAAUAUAAUAGGUAUAACAAUUUUAAUUAUAGAACUAUAGACAACAAAUAUGUAUAUGAUAAAAACAAUUUUAUGCAUGAAAAUGAAAAUUAUGUAAAUUUAUCUUAUAUUAAAAAUAUAGAAAAAUUUAAAGAGUUGCUAAUAAAUAUAGCAACAGAUAAUUUAAAGGAAUAUGUAAAAUGUUUGCAAAAUAUUAAUGAAAAAAAUCUAAAACAAUAUAAAGAUGAUAUUAUGCAAGUAAGCAAUUAUAAUAUUAAUCAUUUUAUAAAUGAAGCUUUUAAAGUAUCUAAUCCUGUAAAAAAUAUCAAAGAAUCUAUUCUGAAUAAUUCAGAUACAUUUUCUUCUCUUCACAAAUCUACGAAUGAAAGUGAUGACUUAAGCACAACUACACACGAUGAUAAUAAUAGUAGUAAUUCGGAUUUAAUUAAUUUAACAGAAAGUCGAAGAGAUAAGAAUAGUUGCAUUCACAUCUCUUGCAAUGAUGUACAUAGUAGUGCAAAUGAUUGCAAGAAUAAUUCAAAAUAUUGUAGUAAAAAAAAUGUAAAAUAUGCAAACGAAUUAGCAUAUGUUUCUACAAAUAAAUCUAGAAAAUGUCGAAAGCUAAAAAAUAGACUAAACUUGAGUUUAGUUAAUAGAAGUAAAACAAAUAAGUCCAGUAAAAAUUGUGACAAUAAUCAUACUAAAAAUGUUCGUAGUAAAGACCCUAAUAGCAAAAACAUACAAUCAAAUACACAAGAAAAAAAUACACACAACUUAGAGAUAGUAGGCAAUUUAAAUGACAUUAAAGAGGGACGAAAAAAAAAAAAAUCGUAUAAUAUACCAUUAAAUAAGCAAAAAAAUAAUGUUGGAAACGACUGUCAUAAUUCUUAUUAUGCAAAUAGUUGUAAAAAUUGUUGUAAAAAAGCACAAGUUAAUAAUUUUUCUCCACAAAAAGGCAAAAAAAAAAAUAGUUGUAAUAGUAAUAAAAAAUAUGUUUUGCAUAAUUCUAAAAACUCUCAAAAAUAUAAUUUUUCCUUUAAUACAGAUUCAGAAGAUUACAAUGAUAAUAAUGAAUAUCUGUAUAUAUCACAAAAUGAUUCAGAUAAAAACAAUUACGAAGAAUUAAAUACCAAAGAAAACCUUACCACUUCUAGCGAUAAAAAUGCUUGUAAAUGUAAUGACACUCAUAAAGACGAAAAUAAAAAAGAAUAUAACUCGAAGAAUUAUUCUGACAUAGAUGCAUAUAUAAGUAAUGAAGAUAUAAAGGAAAACAAAAAUGAUAAAUUCCACAAAGAAUAUAAUCACAAAGAUAAAUAUGAUGUGAAUAAAGAGCCCAAACAUUUACAUAUGCAUAGUCAUACUAGGCAAGCUUCUAAUAAACAAAUGAGUAAUGCCAGUUUAAUGAAACGAAGCAAUUCAGAGAAAAUAUUUGGCACUCAAAAAGAUUCCAAUAUAGAUAAUAAAACUGAGAAUACUAUACAUAAUAAAUAUAUAAAUUGUAAUGUAAACAAAUCUUUAGAUUAUUGCGAAAAUAUAAAUAGCAACGAUAAAUUAAGUAGAAUAAAAAAUUCAAAUGAAAAUAAUAUUAAUUGCAGUUUAAAAAGAGAAAGCAAUUAUAAUUUCGAUGGUAUUUUAAAUAAAGAUCACGAAAAUAUUUCCAAUUCGAAUGAUGAUGCUUUAAAUUUUCAAGCAAAUUCAAAAGAUAACAAAAAACAUUUAAAAAACGAAAUGGAUAUUUCAAACAGUACUCAAGAUGAUAAUUACAAUUAUAAACAAUCUAUAGAUAUAAACCCAAAUACUAUAGAAAAUAUUAGAGACCUUAUUAAAAAUAAUAAAACACGAGUAGAAAAUUUGUAUGUUAAUGAAUCUAGCCAAGAUAAUUUAUGUAUAAAUAAAAAUAUAAAUGAAUUAAAAUAUCGUAUGAAAGAAAACAAUAAAAGUGUGCCUUUAAAUAAAUUUAAUAACACAUCUAAUUUAGAUAACGAGCAUCCAUAUUCUAUUAAUUCAUAUAAUGAUGAAACAGAAAAUAGGAACAUUAUCCAAUGCUCACUAGAUAGCUUUAAUGAUGAAUUUUAUAACUCAGUUACAAUUCCAACACCAGCUGAAUCGAUUUUAUCAAAAUCGAGUUUAUGUUCAUCACAUAAUGAAAAUACGUUGAAAAAAAAUAAUUUCGAUUGCGUAGAUUCUCAAUCUGCUAAUGGCGAAACAAUUGAUCAUAGUUUUCCUAUCGAAAAAGAAAAUUCUUUUAUCAAAGAAUGUAAAAUGGAGAUGAAAGUUCAUAGAAAUGAUUUAUUGAAUGAUAAUAGUAGUAGCAAUAAUGGUGACAAUUCAAAUAAUAUUUAUAUAAAUAAAAAAGAAUUUCUUGGAAAGUAUACAUAUAGUGAAUUCAGUUUAAAUACUAAACAAAAUAUAAGUAAUAGCAUUGCAACUAACAAUAUAAAUAAUGUGGAUAGAAAGUUCAUCGAUAAAAAUACAAACUUAAUUGUGGAUGAAGUAUAUAAAGAAUUAUUCCAACAAAAAAAAAAUAUUUUUCCAGAAAUGAAUAAUUCAUCCGAAAUAAUAAGUAAUACAAGCCAUAUGAACAAUUUGAUGGUUAAUGGGUUAGGCAACAAUACCAACUGGUAUAACAAUGAUAAUAGUAGCUAUAAUAAUGAAUUAGGUGAAAAAAAUAAGAAUAUAAUUCGGAAAAUUAUAAACACUUUAGAAAUUAAAGAGAUGAAGACAAAAACAAAACAAGGGGUAUUUGAAAUAACACCUAAUGGGGAAGUUAUGUUUACAUUUUUAGGGAGAUCAGAAAUUAUGAAAUAUAAAAAUGUACAAAAUAAAAAAUAUGUAAAUAUAGAUAUAUCUAAACCAAGAAAAUUAUUGUUUAUAAUUGAUGUCGGUGGAGUAAAUAUCAAAAUAAAAGAUAUUUUAUUAAAUAUAAUUUUAGAUUUUUAUAAUAUAUUUGAAGAAGAAUUACCCCAAGCACAUAAAGUAAGAUAUACAUAUGCUUAUGAUGUAGUUGAAGCUUUCAAAAAACACACACCGAAAAUAUCUUUAACAAAAAAAUGGCUUGGUAUAUAUAACUUGAUGAGCAAUGGAAAUGCGCCCGAUUUCAUUGCAACUUUGAAAAGUAAUAUGUUUAUUGAUAAAAUUGAAAUUAAAAAUAAUUAUGUAUCAUUUAUUUUAAAAGAUAAAAAUACAAUAAAUUUACAUAUUGAUGAUUUAAAUGAAGUAACAACACAAUUUACGAAAAGUAUGAUGAAUAAUAAAAAUGGAAAUAUACACCAACCAAAUAUGCCACAAAGUAACAUAAAUCUUAUAGGGAUAGAAGGACAAAAUGAACAUGUAAAAAAUAUUAUGAUGAAUUUACAAGUACUAUUAAAAAGGGCAGGUAUAUCUAUUGAUAUAAUUAUUCAAAAUUGGUGUAACACUUUACAGGCUUAUUCACAUUGCUUAGGAUUGUUAACAAAGGGGAAUUCACAAUAUGCUUUGAAGCUAAAAAAGACCUUGUCUAACAUAUCAGGAAAUCCCGAAUUUCACAAAAGGAAUGUAUAUUUUUCUAUAUUUCCAAUAUUUGUUGAUGAAUGA